Dendronephthya gigantea is the source of this 669-nucleotide messenger RNA. RefSeq lists its product as uncharacterized. The coding region runs from base 199 to 615 and encodes 138 amino acids. The transcript has 3 exons. NCBI's taxonomy places the organism in Eukaryota, Metazoa, Cnidaria, Anthozoa, Malacalcyonacea, Nephtheidae. The record is from RefSeq and is a predicted model, not a curated record.
AGCGAAGCGUUUGACACCUAGUGGUUUCAACGCUUUCGUGCAUCCAAUUUUGAAAACUAAAAUUUACUUCCAACCUCGAAGCGUGCGGCGAUUGCUCGGAAACUAAUUAUGACGUCAAACGGUUCGAACAUCUUAAUUAAGCCAUUUGUAGUGUUAAUUGAAGACUAAUUAGAAGAAGCGAGAGGUAUUCAUUUGAAGAUGUUUGGUACAAGAGCGCAAGGAAAAGUGUACAAUUUUGUCCAUGCAGAUGAAAUUUGGAAGGAUCAUGUUAUACGUGAAUUGCAGUCGCAAAAGAAAUGGACCGAACAAUGGGGAUAUUUGUUUGAAGAAUAUCAAAAGCUUCAAGAAAAUUUGCUAAACAUUGGCAGUGAACUUGAAGAGGAGUUGGAAAUGAAACAAGCGCUUGAACUGGCACAAAAUUUAGAGCAGAAUUUGGAGUGCAGUGAUCUGAAACUCGAGGAGGUUGAAGGCAUCCCGCUUGUAGCCAGACAAGGUCUCGCGGAUUGCACGGUCAGAAAAGAUAUAUCGAGUCAUAUUGCAAGAUUGCAAGAAAAUGCCAAAGGAAAGAACGAUAUUUUAAAAAUGUUACAAUGGCCUCGCGAAGGUGUGAUUUAAGUUCGUUUGAAGAAGGGUAGUGUUUUUGGAACAUACUACAAGACGGAGAUAAUU